Tremella mesenterica DSM 1558 is the source of this 3221-nucleotide messenger RNA. RefSeq lists its product as uncharacterized. The transcript has 15 exons. Gene Ontology annotation, biological process: positive regulation of TORC1 signaling. Bases 1 to 3096 code for a protein of 1031 amino acids. NCBI's taxonomy places the organism in Eukaryota, Fungi, Basidiomycota, Tremellomycetes, Tremellales, Tremellaceae. Gene Ontology annotation, molecular function: protein binding. Gene Ontology annotation, cellular component: cytoplasm. The record is from RefSeq and is a predicted model, not a curated record.
AUGGUGGAGACUCGUCGGAUAGCCCUAACAGAUCCUUUUCCAUCCACACCAGCUCGCUUCGUCGUCGGAGGGCAAGUCGCUCCCUCUUCGUCUGGCGAUGUGUCCAUGUAUCAAUGGCGUCCAAAUACGGGUAAAAUGACCCUCAUCGCACUGCAACCAGAUGUUGGUCAGGUUCGAGCAAUGGGUUGGGCACCUUUUCCACAUCAACGCACUCUCAUAGCUUGCGGUCUCACCACCGGUCGUACACUCCUACUCAACCUCACUCCUUCGACAUUAUCCCAACCCAUGAACCCUUCGUCUUCUCUUCCUUCUGCCGUGGGAACCCUCCCGGCCCAUUAUUCCCGAUCCGUCACAGCUUUAGCAUUCUCCAAGAUCGACCCCAACUAUCUCGCAGUGGGAUAUGAAAGACAUCGAUCAGAUGAUUCCCUUCAUAUAUGGGACAUCUCAACUUCUAUCUCUUCCCUCCCCUCGGAGACAUCAUGGACACGUCCUGCUGAUCGUUUAGAAGGACAACAUCCCACUCCUCGUGAAGGAACGUCCAAAGAACCAAGAUCAGUCCUACAGUUUUGUAAGAAUGAACUUAUAAUCUCUGUAGCUUUCCAACCAGAUACCAUCAAUCAUCUUCUCACCAGUACCAAUAGUAGGAUACGUCUACAUGACCUUCGUUCUCCUUCAACCCAGAAUCAAGGAUCGGGAAGUCCUACUUGGUUGACUAGAACCGUUUAUGGACUCUGUCCAGAUCCCCAUUCACCAAGGAUUUUCGCCAGUUUCGAAAAUCUUCAAGGAAGUAGUCUGGUAAGGUUGUGGGAUAGUAGAAAAGCAGGUGUGGAAAUGAUGAGUCUCGAGGUGGGACAGAAUGUUCAGGCUUUGGAAUGGACCAGCAGGGGUUUGGCGGUAGGAACGAGACAAGGUGGGACUGAGAAUGGACGUGGGACGAAGGAAUGGGUAACUCUGGGCAGUACGAGGCAAAUCAUACCUCCUAAAGGAAAUCUGAAUUCUUUCGCAUUUACAUAUGAAGAUACAACGCCUACAGACGUACUCUACGUAUUGAAGGAAGGUACUCUUGGUAUCGGACCUGUCGGAGGGACACCCAUAAUAUCAUCAAGUGCUCAAGGAGCUUUGGGUCUUACCACCCGAAAGACAUUAAGAGUGGUCGAUCCACAUUCCAACCCUGACCAACCUGAAGAAGAACCAGAAACCUCUCCAGCGAGAAGAGAUUCAGAGGAAUCAGCAGACUUCGAAGACUACAAACGUUCAAACCGAUUUCAGUUGGCGCCAGAGGGAGUGGCUCGUCUUCUGGCCGAAGCGGCUGACCGAUCCGCUUCGAGGGCUUCUAGUCCAGGUCGGUCGAGUUUGCUAAGAUCCACUCAGCCUGCUAGUCCUCGGGAGCUUACAUUUGGAGGUGGGAGUGUAGGCGGGGAGGUCGUGGGAAGACAUGAGGAAAUUCUGGGAGGGUAUGAUGGCUUGAGGAAAGUGCUAAAAGGGGAUGUGAUGUGGACUAUGAGAAGACGAGCGGCACAGGGGUACGGGCUUCAAGAUCUUCUCUUAAAUGGCGCCAUUGCCAUACAACAUCCUGGUAAAGACCGAUUAUCGGGCAUCUGGGAAUUUGUAAAUCACUUACUCCAAAUCAUGCCACCCUCCACCUCAACACAUAGAGCUUACAAUCUGACAUACCACGGUAUUUCCUCCAUUUGGUCCGGUCCUGAACAAUCUCCUUCCUCACCGUCAUCGAUCAGAACGCAAGCUACGCUACAGAACGAACCUCGACCACAUCGACAGACCUCAGCAGCUUGGUCUAGUCUUGCCAACCACCAAGGCGUACGACAAACUUCCGUCCCGACACAUACGACGGAACGGAUUCCCAGAGAGAGGGUGGCGAGCGAGGUAUCGGCGGAUUAUACCGCUGCGGUGGUCAGCGUACUGGCGCAAAGACAGCAGAAUGGUCUGGGUGGGUUAGGGGGAAAGGGAAGAUGGACGGGACUUGGAGGUGGGGUGAAUACUGAGAGAGGACCACAGAGGAGGUUGAUGAUGAUGGUUUGUGGGGAGGAUAGGAAUAGUGCUAUGGCGGAGGUGAACAGGCUGGUAGAGGAUUCUCAAAGGACCAAAGCUGCUUGUUGGGCGUACUUUGCAGGAGAAGAAAGUAAAGCAAUGAGUAUCUUGCUGAAUUCGCCAAACGAGAAACACCGACUGAUGGGAUCCACGAUGGCAGGUUUCAUCUCUCAAUCUCGUGCUGAAAGAGGGUCCGAAUUUUGGCAAGAACAUUGGCAGACCAUGGUUACAAAAACGGAUGAUCCAUAUGUCCGAGUCAUACUAUCUCGAAUUGGAGGAGAUGGGUGGGAUAGUGUAUUGAAAGAAGAGGCUAUUCCGUUGUUGGAUAGGGUGUCUAUCGCUAUUAACAAUCUAUCCGAUCGAGAACUCUCCGCAUUCUUCAAAGAUCGUUAUUCCCGUUGUUUACUCCACUGUUCCCUUCAUGGUCUAGUUUUGACCGGUUUCACACCACCCGCAAUACCUCUCUUACAAGCUUACCUCGAUCGUACAGGGGAUUUACAAACCGUUUCCAUCCUCUCUGCUUUCUUCCCCCCUUCUCGACUCAGUCGAGGGGAGAGGAAAGCGUUGGAAAGAUGGCAAGAGGCUUAUAGAGACUUAUUAGAUAGAUGGAAAAUGUACGAUAAGAGAUGUGGGUUUGAUGUGGGUAGGCAGAUUGAAAUGGGGAGACUUGGGGAAGAGAUCAAAUUUGAUAAGAGGGUUUGCCCAAUAUGUAAUAAUUUCUUAUCGAGACAAGCAGAAGAACAAGUGAAGAAAAAAACUUCUUUGAAUAAUCCUAUCAUAUGGCCUAAUCAACGUACGACAGUAUGUCAAUUAUGUAACUCUCCACUUCCAAGAUGUUGCAUAUGUCUCAAACAUGUCGAACCUCAUAUGGAAGAUGAAGAUGGACCUCCGGACACUUUGGAGGAUGCUUAUGUGUGUUGUCAAACUUGUCGACAUGGUGGUCACGCGGGACAUAUAAUCCCUUGGUUCGAAGGUGAUUUAGAUGGAGAACCACCACAUUCUACAUGUCCCGUCGCGGGGUGUGAAUGUCCCUGUGCCUCACUAUAAUCUUUUUGCUCAUCUACCAAUGAGAGCUCAUCUAUCCAUGCAGAUAAGUGACGUCAAGUAUAGUUGUAGAGACCGGUAUCUAUGAUGCAGAAUGCUAUGCAUGAUGGUUGCCAUGUUGUACUCGU